AUGGCAGAGCACGACUUCUCUCUUAAGGAAACAUGUCCCAAAAUCGGCGGCCGAAGAUCAAUUCCCGGCGGUGACAUGCUAACGUCAUCAUUUGACCUCGUCGAACGCAUGACCUUCCUCUACAUCCGAAUCGUUAAGGCUCGAGCUUUACCUUCCAACGACUUAUUCGUUGAAGUAACAAUCGGUAGAUACAAAGGAAGAACGAAACGUAGCACAAACCCUUACCCUAAUCUGGAGUUCGACGAAGUUUUCGCCUUUAAUAGUGAUCGUCUUCAAGGAAAUAUGUUGGAAGUGACCAUGAAGAUGAACGAAGAAGAGAUUAUUGGACAGUGUAGAUUCGAGGUGGCUGAGAUUCCUACACGUAUCCCACCGGAUAGUCCAUUGGCUCCACAAUGGGAUAGGUUAGAAGAUAGAAAUGCGAACAGAUUUGGAGAAGAGGUUAUGGUAUCUGUAUGGAUGGGGACACAAGCCGAUGAAGUUUGCCCUGAGGCUUGGCAUUCGGAUUCGGCUACAGUGACUGGAGAAAACGCGGUGAUUGUGCGGUCUAAAGUGUAUCUAUCUCCGAGGUUAUGGUAUUUGCGAGUCAAUGUUAUAGAGGCUCAAGUUUUGGUUCUGUUGCAAGGAAACAGAACAAAUCCGGAGGUUUUAGUAAAAGGGUUUGUAGGAAAUGUUGUUGUGAGGAGUCGGGUUUCGCAGAGUCGAACAAUGAGUCCAGUUUUGGAACGAGGAUAUGAUGUAGGUCAAAAAGAAGAGUGUUUAGGUCUAUGUGAGAUAAAGUUGUCUCAGGUUGAGAGACGGGUAUUGCCGGGACCUGUACCGGCUCUAUGGUAUAACCUGGAGCGCGUUGGGGACUCGGGAUUCGCAGGGAGGAUUCAUUUGCGGGUUUCAUUGGACGGAGGAUACCAUGUGCUUGAUGAGUCGAUUCAGUAUAGCAGUGACUACAGAGCUUCUGCUAAGCUUCUAUGGACUCCAACUAUUGGUGUAUUGGUGCUCGGAGUCAUCAGUGCAUCUGGUUCGAUUCCGAUGAAGUCCCGAGAUGGUCGAGGCACCACCGAUGCAUAUUGCGUGGCGAAAUAUGGGCAAAAAUGGCUAGGUCGGAGUGAGCCGCCUCUAGGAAGAGAUGUAAUUGAGUAUAUGCUCGAUUUCGGAUCUAACAUUUGGUGUUUACGAAGAGGCAGAGCUCAUUUCGAAAGAAUUGUGAGUUUCUUCACAACGUUUAUUGAUUCUUGGAUUUGGUUUGAUUCGGUAUGCAAAUGGAAGAGUCCGCUAUCUAAAGCAGAUUCGGCUUUACCCGAUGAGCUAGACGAGGAAUUCGAUGGGUUUCCAAGCGCAAGAUCUGCGGAUUUGGUUAGGAACAGUGGCUUGUGGAGUAAUCUUCUUAGUCUCCAUGAAACUGCUAAUGACUUUGCUUGCGUUCUACGUCAUGAGACACCCUAG
This is a messenger RNA of Arabidopsis thaliana (thale cress), 1437 nucleotides long. Its product is annotated as C2 domain-containing protein. The transcript is spliced from 5 exons. The record is from RefSeq and is marked reviewed. Lineage: Eukaryota; Viridiplantae; Streptophyta; Magnoliopsida; Brassicales; Brassicaceae. Gene Ontology annotation, cellular component: membrane. Bases 1 to 1437 code for a protein of 478 amino acids.